This is a messenger RNA of Chanos chanos (milkfish), 5087 nucleotides long. RefSeq names its product SR-related CTD-associated factor 1 (gene scaf1). The record is from RefSeq and is a predicted model, not a curated record. Bases 127 to 4914 code for a protein of 1595 amino acids. The transcript is spliced from 10 exons. Lineage: Eukaryota; Metazoa; Chordata; Actinopteri; Gonorynchiformes; Chanidae. Gene Ontology annotation, molecular function: RNA polymerase II C-terminal domain binding.
AGCUAAAAGAAAAAUGUUUCAAGCUUUUAGAUGAUCUUUUAGAACAAAACAAAAAUCACUUAAAGUGUACACUGGGGUUUAACGGCUUUGGACUGUAACAGCUGAACUGUGCUCCGCCCACUAAAGAUGGGAAUAGAGGGGGAGAUUGAUGAAAAUGGAGCUGGACCCCUACAAACUGAGCCACAAGAAGAGCAUUGUGUAGAAGAUGAGGACACUGUGGAAGAAAGCGAGAAUGGCAGAAGGAAAACUGGAUUGAGAUGUUACCAAGGAAACAGAGAGACCCCAGAUGAUGAGGCCAGUGAGCUGGGAGCUGCUGACUCUGUUCCUCAUGAGCCUGAGGGGUUUCUUAUGACACCCAUGCACUACUCCCUAUAUGAGCCCAUUGACAGUGAAUUUGAUGUGGAGCUGACAGCAGAGGUGAGAGUGGAGCAAGGCUCAUCGCUGGCUCUCUUAUCAUCCAUCAUCCCACACGUCGGCCGUGGAAAGACAGGUUCUUUCCCUGAUCGACCGUUCCCCUUACCCAGGUUGAAAAGGGACCCUCUCAACAGCAUCUGCCCCCCAAAUCUUCUCCUGCCUUGGGCUAAAGAUAAAACCCGAUCCCAAGGCCAGUUGCUGAAGACAUCUUUCAUUGUGAAAUCUCAGGGGGCAACAGAGACUGCCAAAAGCCCCCUACCCCCAUCACCUUCCACCUCCCCAUCCUCUCCAUCCUCUGCUCCUUCCUCUCCCUCUUCUUCUCCUUCAUCCUCAUCAUCGUCUCCCAGCGGCAUGGCAACAGGUUACCAUAAGGAUGAUGACAGAGGUCACACUGGAGGGAGUGACAUCAGCAAAGGAACCAGAGACAUGGUGUCAUCCACCUCCUCUUCACUGGCACCACCAUCUCACCCUGUGCCUGCUUCCUCAUCAAAUCCCUCAUUUCACCUCUCUUCCACAUCCCCCCACCUGGACAUGGAUGGACAAAUGGAGGGAGUUGAGAAGGAAAUAUAUGAUCCCUUUCAUCCCACUGAGGGGGAGGGAGAGAGAGAACAUGGGAAUACUGAGGAGGAUGAGGAAGAGGAAGGGGAGAAGUACGACCCAUUUGAGCCAACUGGCUCUCCAGCCUCUGAAAAAGAUGAGGAGAGAGAGGUUGACAGAGCAAGACAAGGAGGGAGUAAUAUCGGUAGCUUGGGCACUGAGAUAAAAGACUCAGAGGUGAAGGUGGUAACUGGACGUGAGGGUCCUCCUCCAGACUCGACAGAAGUUGUUAUCAGUCAACCUGAAACAGAUCAAGCGCCCUCACAGCCAAACAGAAGGAGGAUCUGCAGACACCGGAUCAGGGAGCGAGGGAAAGGAGUAAGGGAGAGGAGAGAGGUGGACUCAGACCACUCUGAGAUUGAAGAAGGAGAGAUUGUGGGGGCCAGUGAGAGAGGGAGGGAAAGGGGAGUGGAGAGGAGGAGGGAGGUGUUGCUUUCCUCUUCUGCUAGUCCCUCCUUCUUACAAGGGGUUGGUCCCAAACCAGAGAGGAUCCUCAGGGUCCUAGAGGGGGAUGGGUUUGUGUCAGUUCGAACAGAAGCGGAAUGGGACCGAGAGCCGGUUGGGCCUGUAGGCAUCGGAGAUCUGAGGAGAAAACUCACAAGCAGACGGAAAGAAAGAUUCAGGACUUGUCCAUCCUCAGCAUCCCUUUCUCCUCUUCCUGCUCCUCCCCCUGUUCUUCCUCAUCCUCCAUCAUCUCCUCCUGCUUCUCCACCUCUAUCCACUGAAAAGGAGAGAAGCCUUAAGUCCUCAAAGAGUUCAAAAGAGAGGGAAAGACGCAAAAGGAAAGAUGGGAAAAGUGGCGAUAAGGAGAAGAGAAAGAAGAGGAAAGAGAGAAAAGAAGGAGGUGGGAGCAGAGAGAGGAAAGGGAGAGACCGGGAGCGAAGGAGUGAACGGGAGGAGAAAGGGAAAGAUGAGGACAGAGGGAGGAGUAGCAGAAGUGACAGCCGUAAAAGAAAGAAAAGACGGCACAGGACUCCAGAACAAUCAUCACGCUCUCAUUCCCAGAGUACCUCGCUCCGACACACAAACAGUCGACGGUCGUGGUCUAGCCCCUCUGAGGACCGUCACAGAGACAGAGAUCGUGAACGAGAAAGAGAGAGAGAGAAAGAAAGAGAACGAGACAGAGAUCGAGAAAGGGAAAGAUACAGGGACAGGAGAAGAGAUGACCGGGAAAGAGAAAGAGAGAGGGAUUCCCAAAGGAAGGAUGGACGAAAGAGAAGUAGAGAUGAAGAGAGCAAAAGGUCUAGCAGUCGAGAGAGGAGUGCCGUGAAAAGGAGGCGAGGUAGUAGUGAGAGGAGGGACAGAGAGAAGGAGAGAGAACGAGACAGAGACAGGGAGAGAAGAAGAGAAGGUAGACCUGUCGUUCCUCCAUCUAUUCAGGACCUCAACGGGUCUGAUUUAUUUGCUAUCAAACGUACCAUCACUGUUACUACAACAACCACCACCACCACAGUGCCUGGCUCCCCAAGUCGGACCAAGCCAUCUUCCCGUAGUCCAACACAGGGCUCAGAUAAGCCCCGCAAGAGAAAGAGGAAACAUAGAAGACGGUCGGACGAAGAUGAGGAAGUAGAAGAAGAGGAACGCAGGAGCAGGUCUCGACCAUCCUCCCUUACGCCUCCCCGCUACCGGACUUACGAUUCGGACCGUUUUUCAGACCGUCCAGAGAUAGACUCACUGUCUUUGGAUGGGGAGGCAUUAGAUUCAGACUACCCCUCACUAGAAGACUCCCCUCUGCUCCCGCCCUCCCCUGAACCCCCUAUUCCAAGCCCCAAAACUAAAUCCACGACAACGAAGACCAGCCGGCAUCAUCUGAAGAAGAAAUCCAGAACCGGGAAGAAAGAGAGUCAGUCCGAGUCCAAUUCAUCUUCAUCUCUCAGAGCCAAAGUAAAGAGCAAGAGCCUUCUGCCUUCGCUGUCCCCGCCCAUUUCUGCCACCUCUGGCCACAACCCCUCCCUUCAGCCUGCAGCAUCUUCAUCUGCUACCAAACGAACACGCAAAGUAGGAAAAGCAAAAGACCGAGAGAAAGGGAAGAAGGAGUCUGGGCGAUCCGGAAAGUCAAAGAAACUUGGAAGCGGGAGCAGGAAGGGAAAGCUGCAGUCGAAAGUUUCGGUCUUGGUACGAGAGGGUGUGAGCAGCACCACUGGAUCUUCUGGAAAACUGGGCGUCGACCUGUUGGGACCAGGUGGAGUGGUGGGAGGGGCUUCCAGUGCUUCGGUGGUAGGUGGGUCUAUUGCUGUGGUGUUCCGUCGGGACAACGAGAGCCGGUCUCCGUUUCUGAAACCCUGUUCGGAACCACUGUCUUUGCCAGGCAGAGCAAAAGUCCUGGGCAAGUCUGGGAAGCAGCGAAGCACCCUUGCACCACCCUCUUCAACGAAUCCUGUGUCUCUGAAGUCCAAAAAAGCCAAGCCAAGUUCCAUCACCUCAACAUCUUCUUCGGCAUCAUCCCCUUCGUCAUCUUCAACAACCAAACGUAGGCGGAGGCCAGGGAAGAAACCCCGGGAGAAGGGUGUACCAGUGGGUGUGGCUGACACCAAAGGUGCCAACAGUAACUGCAGCUCGGUGGGUGGAAGCUGGAGUGGAGCAUCAGUUGACAGUCAGCCAGUUGGUGGAGUUGGACCGAAACCAUCUAGUCCUCCAUCAGUUCUCCCUGCUCCCACUCCUUCCUCCUCAUCUUCUUCCUCAUCCUCUUCCUCAUCGACCAGUGUUCUUCCACCAUCCUCAUCUCCUCCUCACACUCCUCCACUCUCUCUGCCUCCAUCUCGUGAUACCAGGGAAUCCUCCCCAGACUCCCAGACUGUUGACAGCAGUUGCAAAACCCCGGAACCCUCUUUUAUGAACGAGGAAUGUCCAGGCCAAUCGCAAACUACACCGCUUGCUCCCUCAAACCCACCACCUAGCCCCCCUGGACUACCAACCUCACAAGGGGCGGGUCCAAGCAUCUCCCAGUCCGCCCCCACCACUAAACCCCUCCCACCAGAUGAUCAGAAAGCAUCACCUCCUUGUUCUACUUCCUCAAGUGGAUCGGUGGCAGCAGCAGCAACUGCCUCCCUCUCUCACUCUGUCCCCGCUCCAUCACCAGAUCCUUCAUCAUCCACCUCUUCUUCAGUGUCCUCGUCUUCAGUCAACAAGCCACCACCGCCUCCUCCUCCACCCCCUGCUGCCCCACCCUUACCCUGGAGUCUGCAGACAGGAGUAGACUGCACUGCUGGAGGAGUUUUGGCUUUGACAGCUCUCCUGUUUAAGAUGGAAGAGGCAAAUAUCGCCAGUCGAGCCAAAGCGCAAGAGUUUAUCCAAGCCACCAGUCAGAUUCUCUCCCAGGCCAAUCAGAAUCAGUCACAGCCACACCCUUCUUCAUCAUCCUCCUCCUCCUUACAAGCCCCUCCCCCGCCAACACUUGCCCCAAGUUCAGGUCAAGCCCCAGCCCAGUUCAUCCUCCAUAGCUCUCUCCCACUGGUUGGUUGCACCAAAACUCCUCCCUCACAUCUUCAUCCGGGAAUCUCACUGGGUGGAGGAUGUGCACAGACUCCGCCUCCUCCUUUGACUGCAGGGUUGGCAGCAGGAACAGGGGGCUCCAGUGAGUCUGGCUGGGACAGUGAAAGUAAAGACUCUGAUAAGUAUUUGAAGAAACUGCACACCCAAGAGAGAGCAGUUGAGGAGGUGAAAUUGGCCAUAAAGCCAUAUUACCAGCGGAAAGACAUCAACAAAGACGAAUACAAGGAUAUCCUGAGGAAAGCUGUGCAUAAGAUUUGCCACAGCAGGACGGGAGAAAUAAAUCCAGUCAAAGUGAGUAACCUGGUGAAGCUUUAUGUUCAGAGGUACAAGUACUUCAGGAAGCAUGGUCGCAAGAUGGACGAGGAGGAGAAAGAAGAGAGAGAGUCGGCCCCACUGCAUUCCUCAACAUGAUUGGACAAGGACUGUUGUGCUUCACUCUUUGAUUGGUUUGACUGUUGAAGGACUCUCCUACCUUGCACGUGAUUGGGCCUUUUUAGGCUGUUGAGUGACAGUUUGUUUGUUUUAUAACCCCCUCCCAGCCCACCUCCCCUGACACGUCUGUAUUGAGAUCAUGAAAUUGUAUG